ACGACCGCGCAGAACAAUGAGGUAGCAGCCAUUUUAUGUCGGUGUCUUAGAAAAACAUAAUUCGAAUGGCCAAUCUUAACAAAAUUGUGUAAUUAGUGUUAUAAUUUAUGAGUUUCUGUACACGCAACUAUAAAUAGGUGUUCCGUUACGAAUGUGGCAGAAGCUGAAAAUGGUGGAGCACAUAGGAGUUCGCCAUUAGUUUCCCAGCACACUGGGGCGUGGGCGUCGGGGGCGUGGCACGGGGCGUGGGGGUCCCCGUGCCGCCCCCCGGCGACCUACUCGCCACUAUAUCCAUGUUCGAGCAGCAGAUCAAGGCUGAACCUAUGAGCUUCUACACAUCUCAUCCUCAUGUACACUCCGGUCCCCCUACAAUAGUCCGAUCUGAUAGUCAUCCAAUAAUCAACAUGAACCAGCAUCACCAAUCACACCAGGAGGACUCUAAAGACAGCUUGAUCAUACAACAGCAAGUACAACACCAGCAAGAAUUAAUGGAACAGCACCAACAACAAGAAUUACAACAGCAAGAUGACGAGUUAAGUUUCAAAGGAAUGGAUGAUGAAGGUGUUGAAAUGGAAAUGGACAGCCGACAAUGUUCUCAGUUUCUUUUACAGGGUAUGGGAGUUGAUAUGGGAUCAGUUCAAACUAAAAUGGAAGUAACAAAUGGAGGCCACUCAACCCCUAGAUCGAAACCACAAGCUUGCAAGGUAUGCGGUAAAGUGUUGUCGUCUGCAUCGUCAUACUAUGUCCACAUGAAGCUGCACUCUGGAAAUAAGCCCUUUCAGUGUACUGUUUGCGACGCGGCCUUUUGCCGUAAGCCAUACCUGGAGGUGCACAUGCGCACGCACACGGGCGAGCGGCCCUUUCAAUGCGACCUCUGCCUCAAACGAUUCACGCAGAAAUCCAGUCUCAACACGCACAAACGUGUCCACACCGAGGAGCACAUCCAAUCGCUGAUCAACAAAGUGCGCCCCUAUCAAUGCGACAUCUGUGACAAGCGGUUCACUCAGAAGUCCAGCCUUGGCACUCAUAAACGUAUACACACUGGGGAGCGGCCGUUCCAGUGCACCGUCUGCCUCAAGUCCUUCACGCAGAAGUGCGCGCUCAAUUUGCACGAAAAAAUACAUACGGUCCAGGGGAGGCCGUUCCAGUGCCUGUCGUGCCCCGCCGCCUUCACCUGCAAGCAAUACCUGGAGAUACACACGCGCACGCACACCGGCGAGCGUCCGUAUCAGUGCGACAUCUGCCUGAAGCGCUUCACACAGAAAUCCAGUCUCAACAUUCACAAGCGGACGCACUCAGUGCAGGGCCGGCCCUUCCAGUGUCUGCAGUGCCCCGCCGCCUUCACCUGCAAGCAGUACCUCGAGAUCCACAACCGCACGCACACCGGCGAGCGACCAUACCAAUGUGACGUCUGCCUCAAGAGAUUCGCUCAAAAAUCAACACUCAACAUACACAAACGAACGCACACAGUGCAAGGGCGGCCGUAUCAGUGCAUGGAGUGCCCAGCGGCGUUCACUUGUAAGCCGUACCUGGAGAUUCACAUGCGCACGCACACGGGCGAGCGGCCCUUCGAGUGCGAUGUCUGUUACAAGCGCUUCACGCAGAAAUCGACGCUCAACAUUCACAAGCGAAUCCACACUGGUGAACGACCUUAUGCUUGUGAUAUUUGUCAAAAGAGGUUUGCUGUAAAGAGCUACGUUACGGCGCACAGAUGGUCUCACGUGGCCGAUAAGCCUUUAAACUGCGACCGUUGCUCGAUGACGUUCACAUCAAAGUCCCAGUUCGCGCUCCACAUCCGCACGCACUCGGCGGGCCCGUGCUACGAGUGCAGCGUGUGCGGACGCACCUUCGUCAGAGAUAGCUAUCUAAUAAGGCAUCACAACCGCGUGCACCGCGAAAACCACAGCAACGUGUCAGCGAACAGCAUCGGCACCAUUAACAGCGUCGCCACCAACGCCAACAACUCCAACAAUGGCAACUACGACUCUCCCGGCGUUUGCGACUUGAGCUUUGUCCCAAUGGUGAAUCGCUACAUGACGUCACAGGGUACGCAAGUUUCAAUGCAAGAUACACAGAGCAAAAUGUCAGCCCUGUCGCCGCAAUCUAUAGCGUCAAUAUCUUCACCUCCUCCCCCGCACACGCCUACCCCGCAGCCCAUGUCUGGUCAAAUGCAUCUAGGAGACUGAUCGCCAAGAAAGCUCUCGGUUGACAAAGGACCAGAGUGCAAUAUUUGGAGAGUGGCAGCCAUUAACUGGAGCAGCUAUGAUCACAAAAGGAACGAGGAGACAGGUUCUCCCGAUUAAUUAGGUUUCAGCAUGGACUCAUGCAACAUGUUUGUUUAUGUUAUUGCGUUUAUCCAGUGUAGUAGUUCGGAAGCGACGCGGCGCGGGAAGUCGCGUCCCGCUCCGAGGGCGAGAGUGGCAGAAGAUGGAAUUACGUUAGCUUGUGGAAUCCCUCGAUAACACCAAGUGGACAUCACAGAGAUGAAGACGUAGUGAGUAGUCACGUAGCGGUACCGCCUAUGAUAUGAUAUGCAUUGUGAUUUAUAACCAC
Chilo suppressalis (striped riceborer) is the source of this 2553-nucleotide messenger RNA. Lineage: Eukaryota; Metazoa; Arthropoda; Insecta; Lepidoptera; Crambidae. The record is from the annotation of a GenBank genome assembly.